AUGACAGUGCACGGUCUGUGGCCCUGGGGAGCAUGCCUGCUUGUGAUCUUCCUCUCCUUGGGAUUUGGCCUGGACACACUAGAGGUGUGCCCCAGCCUGGACAUCCGCUCCGAGGUGGCGGAGCUGCGUCGACUGGAGAACUGCAGUGUGGUGGAGGGCCAUCUGCAGAUUCUGCUCAUGUUCACAGCCACCGGGGAGGACUUCCGUGGCCUCAGCUUCCCACGCCUCACCCAGGUCACCGACUACCUGCUGCUCUUCCGCGUCUAUGGCCUUGAGAGCCUGCGUGACCUCUUCCCCAACCUGGCGGUCAUCCGCGGUGCCCGCCUCUUCCUGGGCUACGCACUGGUCAUCUACGAGAUGCCGCACCUGCGGGAUGUGGGGCUGCCAGCACUGGGGGCUGUGCUGCGUGGGGCCGUGCGUGUGGAGAAAAACCAGGAGCUUUGCCACCUCUCCACCAUUGACUGGGGCCUGCUGCAGCCAGCGCCUGGUGCCAACCACAUUGUGGGCAACAAGCUGGGUGAGGAGUGUGCCGACGUGUGCCCCGGUGUGCUGGGUGCCGCCGGGGAGCCCUGCGCCAGGACCACCUUCAGCGGGCACACCGACUACAGGUGCUGGACCUCCAGCCACUGCCAGAGAGUGUGUCCCUGCCCCCACGGUCUGGCCUGCACAGUGAGAGGCGAGUGCUGCCAUGCCGAAUGCCUGGGGGGCUGCAGCCGACCAGAAGACCCACGUGCCUGUGUCGCCUGCCGCCAUCUCUACUUCCAGGGAGGCUGCCUCCGGGCCUGCCCUCCAGGCACCUAUCAGCACGAGUCCUGGCGCUGUGUCACAGCCGAGCGUUGUGCCAGCCUGCGCUCUGUGCCCGGCCGCGCCUCCACCUUCGGCAUCCACCAGGGCAGAUGCCUGGCCCAGUGCCCUCCCGGCUUCACCCGUAAUGGCAGCAGCAUAUUCUGCCACAAGUGCGAGGGGCUGUGCCCCAAGGAGUGCAAGGUAGGCACCAAGACCAUUGACUCCAUCCAGGCGGCACAGGACCUGGUGGGCUGCACCCACGUGGAGGGGAGCCUCAUCCUCAACCUUCGACAGGGCUACAACCUGGAGCCGGAGCUGCAGCACAGCCUGGGGCUGGUGGAGACCAUCACUGGCUUCCUCAAAAUCAAGCACUCCUUUGCUCUCGUGUCCCUGGGCUUUUUCAAGAACCUCAAGCUAAUCCGGGGGGACACAAUGGUGGAUGGGGUGGCCGAGGGGCUCGCCAUUCCGGUGGGCAAGAUCUACUUCGCCUUCAACCCGCGCCUCUGCCUGGAGCGCAUCUACCGCCUGGAGGAGGUGACCGGCACGCGAGGCCGGCAGAACAAGGCUGAGAUCAACCCCCGCACCAACGGAGACCGCGCCGCCUGCCAGACUCGCACCCUGCGCUUCGUGUCCAACGUGACGGAGGCCGACCGCAUCCUGCUGCGCUGGGAGCGCUACGAGCCGCUGGAGGCCCGCGACCUGCUCAGCUUCAUUGUAUACUACAAGGAGUCCCCAUUUCAGAAUGCCACAGAGCAUGUGGGUCCUGAUGCCUGUGGAACCCAGAGCUGGAACCUGCUGGAUGUGGAGCUGCCCCUGAGCCGAACCCAGGAGCCGGGGGUGACCCUAGCCUCCCUCAAGCCCUGGACGCAGUACGCAGUGUUUGUGCGGGCCAUCACGCUGACCACUGCCGAGGACAGCCCCCAUCAGGGAGCCCAGAGCCCCAUCGUCUACCUCCGAACCCUGCCUGCAGCGCCCACGGUGCCCCAAGACGUCAUCUCCACGUCCAACUCUUCUUCCCACCUCCUGGUUCGCUGGAAGCCGCCGACGCAGCGCAACGGAAACAUCACCUACUACCUGGUGCUGUGGCAGCGGCUGGCGGAGGACGGCGACCUCUACCUCAACGACUACUGCCACCGCGGCUUGCGGCUGCCCACGAGCAGCAGUGACCCCCGCUUCGACCACGAAGACGAGGACCUCGAGGCCGCGAUGGAGUCCGGGUGCUGCCCUUGCCAGCACCCGCCUCCUGGGCGCGUCCUGCCCCCGCUGGAGGCUCAAGAGGCCUCGUUCCAGAAGAAGUUUGAAAACUUUCUACACAACGCCAUCACCAUCCCCAAAUCCCCUUGGAAGGUGACAUCCAUCAACAAGAGCCCCCAAAGGGACUCAGGGCGGCACCGCAGGGCCGCCGGCCCCCUCCGGCUAGGGGGCAACAGCUCGGAUUUCGAGAUCCGGGAGGACAAGGUGCCCCGGGAGCGAGCGGUGCUGAGCGGCCUGCGCCACUUCACGGAAUACCGGAUCGACAUCCAUGCCUGCAACCACGCGGCGCACACCGUGGGCUGCAGCGCCGCCACCUUCGUCUUUGCGCGCACCAUGCCCCACAGAGAGGCCGAUGGUAUUCCAGGAAAGGUGGCCUGGGAGGCAGCCAGCAAGAGCAGCGUCCUCCUGCGCUGGCUUGAACCCUCAGACCCCAACGGGCUCAUCCUGAAGUAUGAAAUCAAGUACCGCCGCUUGGGAGAGGAGGCCACAGUGCUGUGUGUGUCCCGUCUUCGAUAUGCCAAGUUUGGGGGGGUCCACCUGGCCCUGCUGCCUCCUGGAAACUAUUCUGCCAGGGUUCGGGCAACCUCACUGGCUGGCAAUGGCUCCUGGACAGACAGUGUUGCCUUCUACAUCCCCGGCCCAGAGGAGGAGGACACUGGAGGGCUGCAUGUCCUCCUCACUGCCACCCCCGUGGCACUCAUGCUGCUCAUCAUUCUUGCUGCCCUCGGUUUCUUCUAUGGCAAGAAGAGAAACAGCACCCUGUAUGCUUCUGUGAAUCCGGAAUACUUCAGCGCCUCUGACAUGUACAUCCCCGAUGAGUGGGAGGUGCCUCGGGAGCAGAUCUCCAUAAUCCGGGAACUGGGCCAGGGCUCUUUCGGGAUGGUAUAUGAGGGGCUGGCACGAGGACUUGAGGCUGGAGAGGAGUCCACGCCUGUGGCCCUGAAGACAGUGAAUGAGCUGGCCAGCCCACGGGAACGCAUUGAGUUCCUCAAAGAAGCUUCUGUCAUGAAGGCAUUCAAGUGUCACCAUGUGGUUCGUCUCCUGGGUGUGGUGUCUCAGGGCCAGCCAACUCUGGUCAUCAUGGAAUUAAUGACCCGUGGAGACCUCAAGAGCCAUCUUCGAUCUUUGCGGCCUGAGGCAGAGAACAACCCUGGGCUCCCACGGCCAGCACUGGGGGAUAUGAUCCAGAUGGCUGGCGAAAUUGCAGAUGGCAUGGCCUACCUUGCCGCCAACAAGUUUGUGCACCGAGACCUGGCAGCCCGAAACUGCAUGGUGUCCCAGGACUUCACUGUCAAGAUUGGGGACUUUGGGAUGACCCGGGACGUGUACGAGACAGACUAUUACCGAAAGGGCGGGAAGGGGCUACUGCCUGUGCGCUGGAUGGCCCCCGAGUCCCUCAAAGACGGAAUCUUCACCACCCACUCGGAUGUCUGGUCCUUCGGCGUGGUGCUCUGGGAGAUUGCAACCCUGGCUGAACAGCCCUACCAGGGCCUGUCCAACGAGCAGGUGCUCAAGUUUGUCAUGGAUGGCGGUAUCCUGGAGGAGCUGGAGGGCUGUCCUCCUCAGCUGCAGGAACUGAUGAGCCGCUGCUGGCAGCAGAAUCCGCGCCUGCGCCCAACGUUCACCCACAUCCUGGACAGCAUACGGGGGGAGCUGCGGCCUUCCUUCCGCCUUCUUUCCUUCUACUGCAGCCCAGAGCGUCGGGGGGGCCGGGGCUCCCUGCCACCCCCUGAGGCAGAGCCCGAUGCCUCACCAACUCCAAGAAGGGCUUCCUCAGUCUGCAGCCCUCAAAACGGGGGUCCAGGGCACUGA
This is a messenger RNA of Carlito syrichta (Philippine tarsier), 3852 nucleotides long. It is a transcript of the gene INSRR, whose product is annotated as insulin receptor related receptor. Gene Ontology annotation, biological process: multicellular organism development; positive regulation of kinase activity; regulation of JNK cascade. The transcript has 22 exons. Gene Ontology annotation, cellular component: insulin receptor complex; axon; membrane. The coding region runs from base 1 to 3852 and encodes 1283 amino acids. Gene Ontology annotation, molecular function: insulin receptor activity; phosphatidylinositol 3-kinase binding; insulin receptor substrate binding. The record is from RefSeq and is a predicted model, not a curated record. NCBI's taxonomy places the organism in Eukaryota, Metazoa, Chordata, Mammalia, Primates, Tarsiidae.